AUGCCUGCAAAAAGUUACAACACCGGGGAACCCAUCAGACUCAGCGAAGCUCAGCUAGAUUUGUUAUAUGCUGAAUUACCUCCGAUUGAGGAAGGUCUUGAAUUCACCCCUGAACAAAUUUUAGAUUUUGAUGAUCGACAACAAGUUAUCAAUCAUACUCUAGAUCUACUAGCUGGAGAACAAUGUUUUGUUCUAGAUGUUCAUAGUCAAGAACUAUUAUCUUUAGACCAGCAUGGAGCUCCUCGCCCGAUAACUUUUGUUUCGAAUAGAAAUCCUCGAAAUCAAUCAAGCCGUGGAGGAACUCCCGCUGGCGCUUCGACAGUCGUAGCCAGUCCUGGAACGGGUCCUAGUAAUCCCAAAGUCCCCUUGGGGAGUGGGAUGAAAGGAAAGCGUAGAGAAGAUCAGAUGGAUGUCGAACAUGGCAACCUUCCGAACCCUUCGACAAGCGCUAACAUACCUGAUCCCGUUCCUAUCACCUUGCGACCAGAUCAGCAUGAAUCAUUUCUUCGUUACCAAGAAGAAAUAGCUCGAAGAAUGCAAGAAGAGUGGAAUCGAGAAUCGUCAGGAGGAACCAAUGAACCGUUCUUUGAAGCUCCGAUGGGAUCAAACCAUCAGAAUGGACCUGCCUCUUUCGCCAGAACCCCUCAUCCAACUCCCUCGACCAAUGUCCCUAGUGCUAGGACAUUCAAUCGUCUUGGUCUAAUUCCGCGAGAAAGAGAUGUAACUAAACUCGCAAAGGCCGCCCAUAUCCGAAAAAUUCCCCGAUUUAAUGGAUCUAAUCCAAAGGACGCUUCGAUAUGGUGUACCAACACGGCAAAGGCUUUCCAAGUACUAGGUACUGAUGACGAGCCCGUUGAUUGGGCGGAAUUUUCUAGUUUGAUGAUUCGAAAGUUCCCGACCACUUUGAAUAAAGCCAGCGUCUUAGAUAGAUUCGCUAAGUUCGCGUUUAGACCAAAUGAAAAAGCGGUGGACGCUUAUGGUCGAUUCAGACUAAUUCAAAACGAUGCUGAUACGUUGAAACUCAAGUAUGAGGUCGAGGAAUUAUGGAUGACCAAAUUACCUCAUGGACUUCGAAAAGAUGUCCAAAUCGAAGUCGACAGAUCUGCCGAGAAUGGUAUAGUUAUGAAUUUAGAACAAAUUGUUCUUUGCAGCAUAAAUCGUGACAAUCGUCGACAACAAGAAAGAGAUACGCUACAUUCCACUAGUGACUCUAAUCGAACCAAUUAUGAGUUUGAUGAUGAGCCCCAAUUGCCUUCUACAAAGCGCAAGAGUUCUGGACCAAUGGAGGCCAGAGAAAGUAAGAUUAAUGAGGAAAAAUUAAUACCUCAUGAACUUCUGAGUGACAAGUGUGUCGACCUAUCAAAGAAGUCGGAUCACUCAGAAGAUGAUCAAUCUCCUUCUACGAGAUUGAUCGGAGUCUCCAAUAGAGACCACGGUGACUUAACUGUGCCUAUACCAUCUGCAUCCUCACCGGCCAGUGAGCCCAGAGGAGAGGCAACAGGGGAUAUUAAUGAUAGCUUCAGUGAUGUCCUAGCCACGAUUGAAAACGACUCGGGACUACCUCGAGUGGAUUUUAUUCUGACACAGAAUAAAAUGACGGUGCGAGUGUUAAUAGACACAGGCGCCAAAACCGCUUCAUACGUUUCGAAAGCGUACGUGGGUGUGGAAGGAUGGUAA
Molecule: messenger RNA, 1677 nt
Organism: Melampsora larici-populina 98AG31
Lineage: Eukaryota; Fungi; Basidiomycota; Pucciniomycetes; Pucciniales; Melampsoraceae
Exons: 4
Coding region: 1-1677 (558 amino acids)
Source: RefSeq, a predicted model, not a curated record